AUGCAGUACUGGUCUCGAAGGCUGGAACAAGAGAUUGAUGGAGUGAUGAGGAUCUUUGGGGGUGUCAAACAGCUCAGAGAGAUCUACAAGGACAACAGAAACUUGUUUGAGAUUGAGGAGAAUGUCCCCCAGAAGCUUGUGGAGAAGGUUGCAGGAGACAUUGAGAGCCUCCUGGCCAAGAAGGUCCGGGCUUUGAAGAGACUGGCUGAUGCUGCAGAGAGAUUCCAGAAGGCCCAUCGUUGGCAAGACAACAUCAGGGAAGAAGAUAUCCAGUACUAUGACUCCAAGGCGGAUGCUGAGCUGGAGGACCCCGAGGGUGAGGAGUUUGAGAGAGAAAAGCCCAGUACUCUGCAGCUGGACUUCGUUGAGGACCCAAACUUUAAAAACAAAGUCAACUACUCCUAUACGGCUGUCCAGAUCCCUACAGACAUCUACAAAGGCUCCACAGUGAUACUAAAUGAGCUCAAUUGGACAGAAGCCCUGGAGGAUGUAUUUGUUGAGAACCGAAAGGAGGACCCAUCCCUGCUAUGGCAGGUUUUUGGUAGUGCCACAGGGGUCACCCGAUAUUAUCCAGCGACCCCUUGGAGAGCACCAAAAAAGAUUGACCUAUAUGAUGUUCGCCGGAGACCCUGGUAUAUCCAAGGAGCUUCCUCUCCUAAGGACAUGGUCAUUAUCGUGGAUGUAAGUGGCAGUGUGAGUGGCCUGACACUGAGGUUGAUGAAGACAUCCGUCUGUGAGAUGCUGGACACCCUGUCUGAUGAUGACUACGUCAACGUGGCCUCGUUCAAUGAGAAGGCCCAGCCUGUGUCCUGCUUCAACCACCUGGUUCAGGCCAAUGUGCGAAACAAAAAGGUUUUCAAGGAAGCUGUGCAGAACAUGGUGGCAAAAGGGACCACAGGUUACAAAGCCGGCUUUGAAUAUGCCUUUGACCAGCUCCAGAAUUCCAACAUCACCCGAGCUAACUGCAACAAAAUGAUCAUGAUGUUCACUGACGGAGGGGAGGACCGGGUGCAAGAUGUGUUUGAGAAGUACAACUGGCCCAACAGGACGGUUCGGGUGUUCACCUUUUCUGUAGGACAACACAACUAUGACGUGACUCCCCUGCAGUGGAUGGCCUGUGCCAAUAAAGGUUACUAUUUCGAGAUCCCCUCCAUUGGGGCUAUCCGAAUCAACACGCAGGAGUACCUGGAUGUCCUGGGCAGACCAAUGGUCCUUGCGGGCAAUGAGGCCAAGCAGGUGCAAUGGACCAAUGUGUAUGAAGAUGCUCUGGGCCUCGGGCUAGUAGUGACUGGAACCCUCCCUGUGUUCAAUCUGACCCAGGAUGGCAGUGGAGAGAGGAAGAACCAGCUAAUCCUGGGUGUAAUGGGGAUUGAUGUGGCUCUGAAUGACAUCAAGAAGCUGACCCCAAAUUACACGCUUGGUGCAAAUGGUUAUGUAUUCUCCAUUGACCUCAAUGGCUAUGUCCUCCUCCACCCCAACUUGAAGCCUCAGGUCACCAAUUUCCGGGAGCCAGUGACCUUAGAUUUCCUAGAUGCUGAACUAGAAGAUGAAAACAAGGAGGAGAUCCGAAAGAGCAUGAUUGAUGGGAAAAGGGGGCACAAACAAAUCAAGACUCUCAUCAAAUCCCUGGAUGAGAGGUACAUUGAUGAAGUAAUUCGAAACUAUACCUGGGUCCCAAUCAAAAGUACCAACUACAGCCUUGGGCUGGUCUUGCCCCCUUAUAGCACGUUCUAUCUACAAGCCAAUCUCAGUGACCAGAUCCUGCAGGUCAAGUUGUCAAUCAGCAAACUGAAGGAUUUUGAGUUCCUGCUCCCAAACAGCUUUGAAUCUGAAGGACAUGUUUUCAUUGCUCCCAGAGAAUACUGCAAGGACCUGAACGCCUCGGACAACAACACGGAAUUUCUCAAGAACUUUAUUGAGCUCAUGGAGAAGGUGACUCCAGAUUCCAAGCAGUGUAACAACUUCCUCCUGCAUAACCUGAUUCUGGACACUGGCAUCACACAGCAACUGGUGGAGAAGGUGUGGAAGGACCAGGACCUCAACACGUAUAGUCUCCUUGCUGUGUUCGCUGCUACUGAUGGGGGCAUCACCCGAGUUUUCCCCAACAAGGCAGCUGAGGACUGGGAUGAGAACCCUGAGCCUUUCAAUGCCAGCUUCUACCGGCGCAGCCUGGACAACCAGGGCUACAUCUUCAAGCCUCCAUAUCAUGACUCUCUCCUUAGACCACUAGAGCUGGAGAACAACACCAUGGGUAUCUUGGUGAGCACAGCUGUGGAACUCACACUUGGGGGAAGGACACUAAGACCUGCAGUAGUGGGAGUGAAGUUGGACCUGGAAGCCUGGGCUGAGAAGUUCAAGGUGUUAGCCAGUAACCGAACAGACCGGGACCAGCCACAGAAGUGUGGCCCCAACAGCCACUGUGAGAUGGACUGUGACGUGAACAAUGAGGAUCUGCUCUGUGUCCUAAUUGAUGACGGUGGCUUCUUGGUGCUCUCCAACCAAUACAAUCAAUGGGACCAGGUGGGCAAGUUCUUCAGUGAGGUGGAUGCCAAUCUGAUGUUAGCUCUUUACAAUAACUCCUUCUUCACUCGAAAAGAGUCCUUUGACUACCAAGCUGUGUGCACCCCCCGGGCCCAGAGCAACACAGGCGCUGCCCCCCGAGGGGUCUUUGUACCUACCAUCGCUGACUUCCUCAACCUGGCCUGGUGGACUUCAGCAGCAGCCUGGUCCUUACUCCAGCAGCUUCUCUAUGGACUCACCUAUCAUAGCUGGUUCCAAGCAGAUGAUGCAGCUGCUGAGGGCUCGGAGACCAGGGAGACCAGCUGCAUCAUGAAACAGACCCAGUAUUACUUCAGCACCGCCAAUGCCUCUUACAACAGCAUCAUAGACUGUGGGAACUGCUCCAGGCUGUUCCAUGCCCAGAGACUGGCCAACACCAACCUGCUCUUUGUCGUGGCUGAGAAGCCCUUGUGUAGCCAGUGUGAAUCAGGCAAACUGCUCCAAGCAGAGAGGCGCUCUGACGGGCCGGAGCAGUGUGAACUAGUACAGAAGCCACGAUACAGGAAAGGGCCUCACAUCUGCUUCGACUACAAUGCAACGGAAGAUACCUCAGACUGUGGCCGAGGAGCCUCCUUCCAAGCAUCCCUGGGCAUCCUGGUAUCCCUGCAGCUGCUGCUCCUCCUGGGCCUGUCACCCCUGCCCCUGCCCCGGCCUCACAAUGACCCCUCCUGCCACCUCUGAACCCCAUCCCCCUCAGCCCUGGCCUCUUCACCUUAGCCACCCUUCCCUUCUUG
Messenger RNA from Gracilinanus agilis (Agile Gracile Mouse Opossum), 3293 nucleotides. RefSeq names its product calcium voltage-gated channel auxiliary subunit alpha2delta 2 (gene CACNA2D2). Bases 1 to 3240 code for a protein of 1079 amino acids. The record is from RefSeq and is a predicted model, not a curated record. NCBI's taxonomy places the organism in Eukaryota, Metazoa, Chordata, Mammalia, Didelphimorphia, Didelphidae. Gene Ontology annotation, cellular component: voltage-gated calcium channel complex. The transcript has 38 exons. Gene Ontology annotation, molecular function: voltage-gated calcium channel activity.